CGGCGCACAGUCGACGCUCGGCCGGCCGGGUGGACUCACGCAGUGUCGCCAUGGGACCGCUGCUGGUGACGGACUCGGUCUCGGACUCCCCGGGCCGGGCCCAUGUCUGCUCGGGGGCGGCCGGUGGCGCCGCGGGCCAGUCGCGGUCGUGCCGCGGGGCUGGCAGCAUGGAGCGGUCCACUCUCGGCGGGUCGGUGUCGGUCGCGACCUCCGCGCCUGCUCCGGUGACAUCGGUGGGUGAUGGCGCCGCGCUGACUGCCGGUCUGGACUCCAGUGGGGACUCGCUGCCGCGGUGUGAGGACUCAGACCAGAGCGGCCCGUCGGCUGUCCGACACCGCGAGGACAGUGGGUACGCUGCCGGCAGUGAGCGGCCGCGUGCCGCCAGCGGGGAUGGUGGCCAGGCGGACAGCGCGCUGACGGACCUGGAGCGGUCGGCCGCCUCCGGCACCGACAGCGGCAAACAGAGCGGCGACGAGGAGGACGACGUGUUCGGCGCCUCCGUCGGCGCCGAUGGCGAGGAGGAGGCAUUCUGCCGGUGCGAGCACUCCGACUGGGAGUCGGACGUCGCGCCGGCCGCAGACUUCGGCACCUCGGUCGAGUCGUGCUACUCGGCGUGCAACUUCUACUCUGCGGACGCGGAGUGGUCGAGCUCCAUGAUGGACUCGAUGUACAGCACCAACAGCGACCGGACGCUGCUGGGCGACUGUCCGUGCCCGCGGGACGGCGACUGCUGCUGCGGCCAGACAGCGCCUCUGGCCGACAGUCGCUCCGAGUCCGGCUCGGACGCCGACGCCGAGUCGGAGGCCGAGGACCCGCGCGGCGUCAGCAUCUCGGGGCUGUCAGAGCGCAUGGUGCGCCUGAUGGCCAACGUGUCGGAGAACCUCUCCGAGCGGCGCCGCAUGGAGGAGGUGGCCGGCUCGUUCCACGCCUCCAGUCCGCGCCGCCAGGAGUCCCUGUUCAACAGUCUGGGCGGCGCGCAGCCGUGCCGGGUCGGCAACAAGGAGCUCACCAAAAGGUACGACACUAAGGAUGUGCUCGGUGUGGCGUUCGAGCAGGCGCGACAGACGCGGCGCAUGUGCGGCGCCGGCGGCGGAACCGACGCAGAGGACUUUGGCCGCUUCGCCCGGUUCUCCGAGUGCGGCUCGGAGCUGUCGGCGAGCAGCAGCGAGCCGGGACUGAACCGCUCGGCGCGGGAGCGCACUUCCUCCAGCGAGCUCAACUCCAGCUUCGACACGGUGUCGGACGACUACCUGCUGGAGGCGGUGGGGCGCGAGCGCGGCCGGCUGCCCGACCGGCUCAGCUUCAGCUCGGUCCAGUCCGACUCCAGCAUCGAGGUGCUCGACCUGGAGACUACGGGCGACUUCCCGCGCGGCUUCCGGUUCGCCGGCGCGCCGCCGCUCGAGCUGCCCGAGCCGCUCGCCCGCCGGCAGCAGCCGGCUGACAAGCUGCGCCACGUGUCCGGCGAGUCGGCGCUCUCCCAGUCGACCAUGGUCGAGUCGCGCGAGCGCGAGCUCGACGCCGUCGAGGAGAUCGAGGUGCUGGUCGACGAGAACCCGCCGCCGGCCACCGCCGAGCCCGGCAAACGCAACCUGCUGCACCGCUUCCUGGACAUGACCGCAGACCUGCUGGCCGGCGCGCCGCGCGAGGGGGACGACGUGCGUCCGCGCGCUACGCUGGCCCGCUCCAACUCGACCGUAGACCGGCGUGGGUCGGUGUCUGGGCCCCGGUCGCGGCCGCGUGCCGCCACCGUCCACUGCCGGCACUGUCUGAAGACGCGCGAACGGGAGGCCGAGCAGCGCUGCCGGACAGGCAGCUGGCAGCCGGAGCUGCCGGCCCAGCCGGAGCGACCCGACACGGACGGCCCCGACACGGGGAAGAGUCAGAGUGUGGAAAGCGGCGGCGGCUCGGGUCAGCGGCCGGCGGCCGGCGGACGACAGUCCUCGGCCAUGGCGGCACCGGGCACAGGACCGGGCCUGGCUCAGCGCAGCCUCGACUCUGUCUGGCCGCCCAGUCUCAGCAGAGGGUCGUCGACGGCGAGCCAGCCAGAGAAGCUGGACAAGCCCCCCACGCUGGUCAAAUACGCAGUGCAGGAGCGGGACACUCUGACCAGUAUCGCGGCGCGGUUCGACUGUCUGCCCACCGAGCUGGUGAAGGCGAACCGUCUGAACGCGCGGCUCGUGUUCCCUGGCCAGGUGCUGCUGGUGCCGUCUCGCGUGGCCGAUCAGCCGCCGGCCGCCUCCACCGCCGCCGCAGAUGACGCGGCGGCCGGCGGAGCGCAGAAAGAGGCCGGGGCGGAGGAGAGAGCGGCCCACACCGGGGAGACCCAGGCGGCCGCCAAGGGCACCAGUGCCGGCGCCGACCCGGAGCUCGACAAGGACUGCCUGAUGAAGUAUGUCAAGAUCAAGACGCGCCACAUCACUGACGGACAGGGUGUCGUGACGGGCACGCUGCUGGUCACCCCCAAUUGUCUGAUGUUCGACCCGAACGUCUCGGACCCGCUGGUCCUGGAGCACGGCGCCGACAAGUACUGCGUCAUGGUGCCGAUGGACUACAUCGUAUCGGCGGCGCUCUACACCGACAUCGCGCACAUGAAGGUCAAGGACCGCGGCAACAUCCCGCUACCGGACCUUCCUGCGCCGGAGGUGUACCACGCGCCACCGAAGGGCACUCCGUCGCCAUCAGCCACGCCUGCCCCGGCCCCGACUCCUACCCCGACCCCGGCGCCUGCCGGUGAGCAGUCAGCGUCUGACUCUGCCGAGGGCCGGACGGAGCUGACCGAGGCCGCCCCGGCCGCCCAGGUGCCGCCGGCGGCACCGGAGGGCGAGGAGCGCGCCCCGCUCCAGGAGCAGGAGUCCACUGAGGAGCCGGGCCAGGAGGCGGACGGCGGCUCGCUCUCCAAGGAGCUGACGUUUCCGGAGCUGAGCCUGCGCAGCGGCUCCCAGGAGGAGGAGGAGCCGGCCGAGCCGCGAGACACGGCCGCCUUCCCCAAGGCGUUCGACUGCGGCUUGGUGACGCCCGAGACGGCGCUGGGCGACGGUGACGGCGCUCAGAGUCGGCCGGCGCCGCCCGCCGACAGGGAGGCCGCCGAGCGCGGCGAGACGGGCGAGCCGGCCGACCGGCGCUCCGUGCAGUUCACCCAGCGCGCCGAGUCGCACCCCGACGAGCUGGACGAGACCAAAAAACAAAAGCUGCUGAAGCGCCUGUCGCACCCGCUGACCUGGAUGGAGAGCCUGUCGGGCACCCAGGACCGCGAGCCGACGCCCUCCUCGGCGCCGCCGCACAUCGAGAACAUCCCAAAGUCGAUGCUGUCCAACGUGGUCUCCUCAGUGUCGUCCGUCUCCAGCGCGCUAGUGAGCUCGCCGCGCUAUAUCGUUGACCUGGGCAGCGGUCUGCUCAGCUCCCUGUCUCCGGCCGAGAUGGAACAGACUGCCGGUCAGGGUGGCGUGGCGCCCGCCGCCCCCGCCCCCGCCCCCGCCGCCGCCGCUGAGUCGGCCGGCGGCGGCGGGCGGACCGGUGCUGACGAGGACGGCAGGCGGGAGGGAAACUCGACCUUCUACUCCGAGCGCUCCUCGGUCGACCGGAAGCCCAAGUCGCAGGGCAGCUUCGGCGGCUACAAGAACCUCGUGUCGAUGGACGAGAUGCCGUCCCUCUUCACCUCGUUCGACAUCAAAAGCACAUGCUUUCCCGGCUAUGACGGUAUUGAGCUGAUCCCCAAACCUUCGAAGGCGGCCGACGACCCGCCGCUCUACCUCUGCCUCAUCAUGGGCAAACGGCGCGGCCGCAAAAUCCGCAAAACGGUGCGCAUCCUAUCGUACGGCGAGGAGAAGCUGCGCUCAGAGUUCUGGUUCUCCAUACCGCGCGAAAAGUGUGACCAGCUGUACCACUUCAUUCAGUACUGGGCGCCCGAGAUCUACGGCAGUCUGGAGACCACCAAACCGGAGGAGCGCGGCUUCGAGCUGGUCGACUCCGACUCCGAUAUCUGGGAGUGUGAGGAGGGCGACGCGACGGCGUCCAGUGACGCCGCACCGGGCGAGUCGGGUCUCAUGGACCUGCCCAAACAGCUGCCCAAGCAGAGCUGGGAGGUGAUAAAGGCCCCCUACGUAAAGCUGUAUAGUAUGAUCAAAAGCCAGACUUCGGCCACGUCAGAGGAGGAAUUUAGCGAGAUGGGUGGAAUGUCUGACGAGCUGCGGCGGGCACUCUGCUCCAACUCAAUGACUUCCAUGGACAUGGAGUUUGUGCCCGACCUGAUCGGAAAGUCCGAGCUGCUCACCGAUGAUAUUCGGAAGAAACUCUGCAAGAAAAUCCCGCCCCGAGUCGAAGGCCACCCGUGGUCGCUCAUUUUCAGCUCGUCGGAGCACGGCUUCAGCCUGAAGUCGCUCUACAGAAAGUCGUCCGCCUACGAGUGUCCGAUGCUGCUGUUCGUGCAGGACACGGACGAACAGAUUUUCGGCGCGCUGUGCUCGACGCCGAUCCACAUGAGCGAGCACUACUACGGCACCGGUGAAACGUUCCUCUUCACCUUCCACGAAGGGUUCCGCACGUUCGCGUGGAGCGGCGAGAACCUGUACUUCGUGCGCGGCUCGCCGGACGGACUGGAGUUCGGCUCUGGAGACGGCCACUACGGCCUGUACCUGGACGGCGACCUGUACCGGGGUCGGACCCAGCGCUGCCUCACCUACAACAACGACCCGCUCACGGGCUCCACCGACUUCAUCGUGCGCGCCGUGGAGCUCUGGGCGCUGACGUGAGCUGACGGCGCGGAGCUGAACUGAGCUGAGCUGAGGGAGCCGGGCCGCGCCUCGCCGGCCGGCGCCGCCUCGUCAGGGUCCUCCCGGAUCCCCCGGCGCCGGAUCCCGCGGACACCAGCCUCCCGCCGGACCCCGCCGAGCCGCGGGCCGCCGUAGCGCUUGUGUCCUAGAUGCCUUGUGAUCUUUUCUGUACAAAGAGCGGGCGGAGGCGGCGCCGGCCGGCGGGCGGGCGGCGCCGAGCAGGGCAGAGCGACACACUCAGAGUAUAUUUUGUCUAUGUCCUGAGAGAGAGACAAAGAGGCGGGGACGGCGGCCGGCGGCGCUGGCCGUUUUGUAAGUGCUGCGCGCGCACGUAGGCCGGUAGGGGCUCCGUGGGGGCCGCGGUAGAGGCGCUGUGAUAGUGGGUGGUGCUAGCGGCGGCGGCGCCGGUAGCGCGCCCUAGUGCUCGCUCUCGGUGUCGUGUCAGUUCGCGGCCGGGGCCGCUGGUAGGUCCCCUCCCCUCCCCCGCCCCGCCCGAGUACCUGUUGGCUGUCGCGCAGCGCGGCGGCCCGCCCCGCCCCGCCCCGCCCCAGACCCUCCGCGCCGCUGAGCCGGCGAGAGGGUGCCCUCCAGUCGAGUCGGGCUCUGCUGCCAGCCUCCCCGACCGACCGCCCGCCGCUGACCGCGCGCCGGCGGACAGGCGCGGCCGGCGCGUAGCUGCGUGGCGUCAUUCCAGGUGCGCGGGCGUGGGCGGCGGCGCGGCGCGCUCCCCGACUGUGGUGUCUCUGUUUUGUGCGUGAGGUCGUUCCGUGUCGGACGCAGGCAUCGAGCGGCGGCGGCCGAGUCGUGCUCAAUUCUCACUCGGCGCCGGAGGGCGCCGUGCAAUACGUGUUCCCGGCCAGAGGGCGGGCAGGUGGCGCCACCUGCCGCCGCGCGCCGCCGGCUAGACAGCCGCGCCGCUGCGGCCUUUUCACCGAAUAGAAACUGUUAGUGUGUGUAUAUACGUGCUUGUGUUGUUGUUUGUACUGUAAAAGUUGACAGAUAUGCUAUGAACGAUACAUAAAGGAUUCACUGGUG
Amphibalanus amphitrite is the source of this 5804-nucleotide messenger RNA. Its product is annotated as oxidation resistance protein 1-like. Lineage: Eukaryota; Metazoa; Arthropoda; Thecostraca; Balanomorpha; Balanidae. The transcript is spliced from 19 exons. The record is from RefSeq and is a predicted model, not a curated record. Gene Ontology annotation, biological process: response to oxidative stress. Bases 51 to 4748 code for a protein of 1565 amino acids. Gene Ontology annotation, cellular component: nucleus.